This is a messenger RNA of Colletotrichum phormii, 483 nucleotides long. RefSeq lists its product as uncharacterized. Gene Ontology annotation, molecular function: zinc ion binding. The record is from RefSeq and is a predicted model, not a curated record. The transcript is spliced from 3 exons. Bases 1 to 483 code for a protein of 160 amino acids. Lineage: Eukaryota; Fungi; Ascomycota; Sordariomycetes; Glomerellales; Glomerellaceae.
AUGUUUGCUCUUUAUCUCACAGCUGAGCUCAACGGAGUCACAAAUCUCCGUCCUGAUGAUAGCGAGGGUAACCCCUUCUGGUACACUUUCAAAGUCCAGUGCACAUCCUGUCGCGAAGUUCAUGACAAGACCGUCGGUGUCAACCGCUUUGACGAAAAUGAAAUGAGCGGCAGCAGAGGCGAGGCCAACUUCGUCUGGAAAUGCAAAAACUGCAAGCGCGAGUCUUCGGCUUCCGUCAAGGCCGCACCGGCUUCGUAUGCACAGGGCGAGCCCGCGAAGCAGCAAAAGAUUCUCGAGUUCGAUUGCCGUGGACUUGAAUUCACCGAGUUCAUCCCCGAGGGUGAGUGGCUCGCCGAGGGCAUUGAUUCCAACAGCAAGUUCACUGCCAUUGAGCUCACGGACGGCGAAUGGUAUGACUAUGACGAGAAGGCAGGAGAGGAAGUGAGCAUCAAGGAUCUGAAGUGGGAAGUCAAGCGCGCUUGA